Mercenaria mercenaria is the source of this 2993-nucleotide messenger RNA. RefSeq lists its product as uncharacterized. The record is from RefSeq and is a predicted model, not a curated record. The transcript is spliced from 11 exons. NCBI's taxonomy places the organism in Eukaryota, Metazoa, Mollusca, Bivalvia, Venerida, Veneridae. Bases 108 to 2993 code for a protein of 961 amino acids. Gene Ontology annotation, molecular function: transcription corepressor activity. Gene Ontology annotation, biological process: negative regulation of gene expression. Gene Ontology annotation, cellular component: nucleus; cytoplasm.
ACUUUCGAAAUCGACUGGAAACAUGGAACAGAAAGUGAAUUGAAAGCUUGGGGAAAAAAGGUUGAUAAUUAAUGGAGUAGAGAUACAGCAUUAACAAUAGUAGAAGCAUGUCUUACUCUAGGUAUGGAAGCAUGUCUUACUCUAAGUAUGGACCAUCAUCUAACAGAGAUUCAAAAGGUCAAAGUGGGGGUGGUGCAAACAAAAUGGCCAGUGGACCUGUUGCAGUUAAUAAAGAAAAGGAGCAAGGUGCAGUAUUAAAGUUAUAUCCUGACCUUGAACAGGCUGGUGUUGAAGAGAUAACAUCUGCUCCAACAGAGCUUUCAAAGCUACCUGAUGCUGUUGAAGAUUUAUGGAAGAAUCUAGACUUUUUAGUCACAAAUGGCAAGUCUCCACCUAAACACUUUUCUUGUCGUCUUGACAUAGCGAAAGUACAGUUUGCUCUUACUGGAGAACCAAAACUCAUUUCCAUUGAUGUAUUAAAAGAGAAGGAUAUCAAUCUGACUGUUUCUGAGGAAUGUCUUGAGGUUACUAUUACAAAUUUAGACAUUGAUAUUGAUGAGUCAAUGGAUUACAUUGAAAAGAUUUUCAAGAGCCAUAUUAUUAAUAACUUCAAGAGUAUAAAGUUGGAACCUAAUUCUCCAGAGCAAUGUUCUGCACUGCUAGCAUUGUCAAAAAAGGUGCCUGUUCUAGUAAAGCAUAAGAAAGUGGUAAUAUACAAAUGUACUGCCUCCAAUACACUGAACAUAGUAGGAGAAACAUCGUAUUUUCCAGUUCUUAUGAAAGAACUUGGACUUUCUAGCAAUGUUGAGGAGACUGUAACAAGCAGUGCCUCUCAAACACAACUUGAAAUAGACAUUAAUUUAGAAGAAAGUUUAAUUUUAGGCUACACAGGAUUUGAGGGUUAUUUAAAAGAAAAGUAUCCUAAGAAAUGCACCGAAGUGGAUGUCAGUCAAAAACCUCCGAAGCUGAAGAUAACUUCUGUGGGUUUUAGCAUUGAAGAUGCUAAAGAAGAAAAGAAUAAGUUUCUAACAAGUAGUAAAAGGAAAAAAAUAAUGAUGAGUGAUCAACGGUGUUGUGAAUUGUUGUUCAAAGAUGAAAUAUAUCCAAAUGAAUCAGUAUACCUAUUUCUACAAGGCAAGCUAAGUGCAAAAAUGAAGUCCAAAAGAUCAGAACCAAAGUUUUGCAUAACCAAGUCUGAAAAUGGGGUUUAUGUGAAUUGCAGGGAUAACACUGAAUCAGAGAUGGCAAAAAUAAUUGAAGAGAAUAUUAUUUCUUGUCAAGCAAAGAUUUCCAGUACUAAAGUAUUUGAAGCACUGGAUAGAUGGGCCCAUUCCAAAAAGUUGAAGUAUUUAGAGAAGUCUUCAGGAAGUGUAGUACUAUGCUGUACAUCUGAUAUACAUAGCAAGGUGCUAGAUGAUAUUUCUUCAGAUAGAGAAGAGGAAACAGAGAUUUCCUUUACAUUGCCAAGUUUAGUUGUCACAUUUUUGAGAUCUGUGGGCAGUGAUCUCCUUCAGGAUAUUUCAGGAAAAUUUGGAGUACAGACUUCAUUUGAUGGCUUGACACUAAAAUUGAAAGGUGAUCCCAGCAAACUGGAGGACUGUAAAAGUUUUUUAAAGACAGAGAUACGAAAGUUAAGAAGAUCAGUACCACUUCAACUACCCAAGGAAUGUCUUGAAUCAAAACGGUUUGAUAUAGACAAAGCACUACAGAAACAAGAAUGCUGCUGGCAAUUUCAAGACAUAGAAAGAAGGGUGGCCAAAAUGCUGUCAAACUGUGAAUAUUUGGUCUCUUGGAUUGAUCCUAUCAAGCAGUUAAAGAUAACUGCAGUUAAGGGGUGUCCUUGGCACUUGGAUGUAGAUUUGCAAAUAGUCUUGACAAACCACUGUCUUUACCCGGUGGAAGUGGAAAUUGUUCCUACAAAUGCCAUUGAAAAGUUCAUAGAGGAGACAAAAGAUCUUGUUGAGAAAAAUGGUAAGAUGUACAAGGUUGGGGAGUAUACUGAUGUUCUUGCUGAUGUAAAAGGUAUGGACACCAGCGGUGUUGUUGCACUUGUUGUUUUAUCAGAUGAAGGCACUGGAAUGAAAAUCAAAGACAUUUCAAUGCGAGAUAAACUGAGGGAAAUUUUAAAGAAAGGAGCGCUACAAGGAACAAAGACAGUUUGCUUUAAUGCAUAUCUUCGGCCAGAAAUUGUUGAUGUUGUGAAGAACACAAUUGAAGCAACACUUCAGUUUGCUGAAACUCGGAGCAGAAGCCAAAUAGAGGAGUUGUUUGUCUGUUGUAUGAAGGGACACAAGGAAGUAUUACAGAAGAUUGAUACAAUAUUUCAACUAAAACGAGGAUAUUGCAGGGAGAUACAUACAAAUGGUGCAAACAUUUGGGAAGAUAAAGAACCCAAAUUGAAUGUGAAAGUCAAAGUUGGAUCACUACAUGAAGUUGAGGCAGAUGUCCUUGUUAAUACAACAAACAAAGAUUUGAAUUUGACAAAAGGAAAAGUUUCACAGGAGCUCUUAACACUUGCAGGAACAUCACUGCUUGACCAAUGCAAAAAGAAAUAUCCAGAUGGUAUACACAAUGGAGAAAUAGCUGUCACAGAUUCAUAUAAUUUGAGGGAUCGUGGUUUCAAAUUUAUAUACCAUGCCGCACUGUUGGACUACAGUUAUGAUACUUUCCAGCAGAACAUCAAGUUAUAUGUGAAACUAUGCCUUUGCCAAGCAGAAAGAAAUGAAUGUUCAAGAAUUGCAUUUCCGGCCUUUGGUGUUGGAAAGUUAUGUUAUCCAAGACGUGAAACAGCUGCUGCAAUGUUUGAAGCCAUCAAUGAAUUUUGUGAGGAGGCAUUAAAUCCGAAACUCAACAAGAUCAAAUUUGUUGUUCAUCAAAGUGAUUCUAAAACAUGCCAGGCUUUUUCCAAUGAAGAGUGGAGACAUACCAAAGCAUGUGUGAAAGAAAUUGGUGAAACAAAACAGUUUAUUGCAAUAGGUACGGAAGAAGGCUAA